GCACGCGUAGUUUUGUCCUAACAACACGAGCGGAUGUUGUCUGUAGCAACCGUUCAUCUCAGGCGAAUAAACUCAUUUUUAAGAGAAAUGUGACUUUUCAAAACGUUAAACUUGUUGGAAAUGAGGCUCUAUAAGCAGGAUAAACACGUGGAUUGGAACUGAGACCUGUUCACAAAAAAGGGUGGGACCAUGUCAUUUUUUGAUGACACAGCUGCAGACGCUCCGGUCAGGGAUGUCCCUCAGAGUGUCCCCAGACUCGCUCUAGAUACUUCUGGAGCAGCGAAUGCAAGAAUGCGUCAGGAUGUGCUGCGGAUGUCCAGGGAGGAACUGGAGGACAAGUUUCUGAGGCUCAAUGAUGAAAACCUCAACCUCAAACAACGCAUCAACAAACAGGAUGACAAAAUCAAGAGGUCAGGAGCAAACACAUGUUUCUAUUGACAUAUCAUCCCUUCAGUUUGAAUCAACAAGUAUUCCUUAUAUCCUUUAUGUGUUUCUGAAACA
Boleophthalmus pectinirostris (great blue-spotted mudskipper) is the source of this 501-nucleotide messenger RNA. RefSeq names its product protein fantom-like. Gene Ontology annotation, biological process: retinal rod cell development; non-motile cilium assembly. The transcript is spliced from 3 exons. The coding region runs from base 190 to 438 and encodes 82 amino acids. The record is from RefSeq and is a predicted model, not a curated record. NCBI's taxonomy places the organism in Eukaryota, Metazoa, Chordata, Actinopteri, Gobiiformes, Gobiidae. Gene Ontology annotation, cellular component: photoreceptor connecting cilium.